Peromyscus californicus insignis is the source of this 5775-nucleotide messenger RNA. RefSeq names its product cerebral endothelial cell adhesion molecule (gene Cercam). The transcript has 16 exons. Bases 3721 to 5274 code for a protein of 517 amino acids. Lineage: Eukaryota; Metazoa; Chordata; Mammalia; Rodentia; Cricetidae. The record is from RefSeq and is a predicted model, not a curated record.
CCUAAGCUAGCUUGCCUCAAACUCAGUCUCAGGUACCUGCCAUCAUACUUCCCAAAGCCACUUUUUGAGACAGGAUCUCACAACAUGACCUCGGCUUGCCUAGAGUUUACUAUGUAGACCAAGCUGGCUUGGAACUUAUAGAAAUCCAUCCACUUCUGCCUCCCAAGUACUGGGAUUAAAGGCAUGCACUGCCGCACCCAGCCUACUAUUCUAUUUGACUGGCAUAAUAACAGAAUCACACUUAAUAUUCUAAAAGUAGCUGAGAUAUGGUGGUCCAUGCCUAUAAUCCCAGCAUUUGAGAAGUGGAGACAGGAAGAAGAGGAGUUCAAGGCCAGCCUUGGCUAUAUAAGGUACUUAAGGCUAAACUACUAAACUGGCUACAUCAGACCCUGUCCAUAGAUAGAUAGAUAGAUAGAUAGAUAGAUAGAUAGAUAGAUAGACAGACAGACGGGCAGAUAAAAAAUAGCUGCAGAAUGAGUUCAGAAUUGGGCAGCUGUUCCUUCCAGGUGAGUGGCAGUCAACGGGACUAAAGGUCAGGUCAGGGGGGUCAGGGGGGCCACUCCUCCACCUCUCUUUCCCUGUCCACCUACAUAGCUCAGUUCCUUUGACUUUAAGUCAGGUAAGGGGGAAGAGAAGUGGAGUCUGAACAAUACUUCAGAUCUCUUUCCUUCUGUCAGGGCUCCAGACAACCCCCUCUGGUGUCAGGGUCACUGCAGUGUCCUGACUCCCCCGGAAGUCACAGCUAGUCUUUGUGUAACAGGGACCCCUUUGGUCUUGGUGUCCAACCAUAGCCCUCAUGUUGUAUUCAAAAGCCAACCACUUCAUGGAAAGGAAAGCUAAUGACAUGUCAUGAUGUCCCAGUGGUGCCACUGUAAGGUGAGAUGUGCUGGCCCUUGGGUCCUGGCCUGGAGGAGUCCCUUUACUGCUUCAGGUGCUGUUCUGAGACCAUCACUGAAGUUCACCAAAUGGGCACCACACAGACCCACAGCCUAAAGCUGGUGCCACAAACCUUUAAAUGACCCCUCGUGCUGCCUCUAAUUCCUAGCUUCCACAGGGUUGGGGGGUGGGGGAGUGGGGUAUGUAUAUGUGUCAUUGUGUCCAGUCCCCUGCAUCUGGGGGUCCACCCAGGCCAACCUCUGCUCAUAGAUAAGAAUCAAUCCAGAUUUUUUAAAGGCACCUGCUCUGGGGGUGGAUUCCCCCUGGGGAUAAUCAAAUAUUUAUUUAUUCAUGGCCUUCUGUUGGGAGGGGAGGCCCUUCCACCCCAGCUCAGCAGAGGCCAGCUGCCUCCUCACUCCUUCCCACUGGGGCAGUCAGGAGCAAAGUGGCCUGGCCCUGGGCAAGUCACUCCACUUCUUUUAGCCUCAGUUUACCAACUUUAAAGCAAGGUUAAUGAUAAACCUGCUUUGUGAGGUUGAUUGGGGUUUAAAUGAUCAAAGGGGUUGAAAUCCAGAAAGGGCUUAGUAAGCAGGGCAGUUGGUACCUGGGAAGUGCCAGCCAGCGUGUAGCAGGGACAUGCUUCCCCUCUCCACCACUGACAUCUUUGCAGAUUGGAUCUCACUGUGUUACCCAGGCUGAUCCCUGACUAGUGAAGCUCAGGGGAGCCUGUAGCCCCAGCCUUCAGUAGAUGGGCCUCCCUGGCCAUUGUCAUUAUUGAAACCCUCCUGCCACAAGGACAGAGCCUUCUGCUUUCAGAGUUGUUGUUUAUUUGGCGUCUUUAUUACAGAUGGGGAAACUGAGACCUGAAGUGGGGAAGGAACUAUUCAGGGUCACUUAAUAGAGUCAUGGGAGAGUAAGAAGUGACUCUCAAAACUCCUUCAUUCCUAGUUGGACUCUGUCUCUUCCAUCCCUCUGCCUCAAGUUCUCCUCAGGUGUGUCCUGGCGCAGUGUGGGCCUGGGCAGAACCUGGGAGAGAAAUGAACAGAACCUGGCCAUGGAAUACGCUCUGAGGCCAGAGCGUUCUCAGCCUCAGCCCUUUGUCUGCGGCUUUGUGAUGGUAAGUGCUGCUCCUAAAUCAGGUCUGUGACACUGUUAUUGUUGCCCAGGGCGCAAAGAGUCUAAACUUUUCCCCUGAGGUCAAGAAUGUGGCCAGUCCCCAAGCCGCCCAGAGCAAGGCCUGGGUGGCUGGGGGUGGGGCUGGGGCCUCACCCUGAGCCCGGGCGAGAUGUGUGGAGGGGAGGGGGUCAGGAGGAACAAAACGCUUUGAAAUGCCUCCUCUCCAUCACUGCCAACAUUGUCCGCUGCCCGCGGGGGGCCUGGCACCGCCUCGCCGGGGCUCCGGCCCCCAGCCCUGGCCAGGCCUGGCCCAGCAUCUGAAAAUGGACAGAAGGUUAUUGUCCCUUCCCGCAGUCCUUUGUCUGCCCCAGUUCCAGAUGUCUAGGCUGGGACCAGGGAACUGACCCAUGGUGGGCAGAGAGGAGGGGACAAAAGGGGAGAACACGGGUCACUGCAUCCUGAGGAGUCGUUCCCAGACCCUGAGAUCCCACCCAGCCGCAGCCAAGUCACCUUCUGGGCCAGUUUAGCUUUGGGAUUGUCCUAUUCCUUGGCCCUCUCCCCAGAGCAGGUUCCGGUCCCUGGAGAAAAGGCACAGGGGUGUAGAGUUAGAACAGGAGGCCUUGGGAGAUCCAAAGGCAGGCCCAACCCCUCUACCCAGGUAACUGCUGUGACCUUGAGCCUGCUUUGCCUGUGGAGGGGACUCCUGAGCCAGUAAUGACGGAGCUCUACCUACCAGCGCCACUCUGAGCUGGAGGCACCUAUGGUGGAAGGGUCUCUCUGCCCCUUACUGAUUGUGGUCAAUAGUCAUACUGGCAAGAUGGGACAUUUCACACCAAUCCUCAAGUGGGUUGUGGGCAGACCACUUUACCUGCAUUGUCAAAACCAAGGGCAAUUAAUCUUGUCUCCAUUUUCCAGCUCUAGAGACAGAGAGGCUGAGAGGUAGUCACUAACCCCAAGCCAGGCAGCCAGGAGGCAGCAAAGCUGGGAUCCUCGCCCAGGCCAACCGCAGCCACCAGGAGGAGUAAUCACUAAUAAAUACUUGGAAGGUGCCUUGGCCCAACUCUUCAUCUGGGACUAGUGGUGUUAACUCCAUCCGUUGGUUUUCCUGUUUCAUAGAUGGGGCUCCCAAGCCCAGACCUAGGAAAGAGGGCUCAGGGGGGCCUAAAUAGCAGCUCAGAGGGCCGUUCUAGAGCCUCUGAACGGGCUGAGCAGCAGCCGACCAGCUCUUGGUGACUGAGACUCUUCACACCUUGGGUUUCCUCUUCUCUCUUCAGUAAAUACUCACUCCCCUAUGCCACAAAGUUGUCAAAACGAAGUCAAAUGAGUUGGCUUGGAACCAGAGGUGGGAAUGGUACCCAGGCUGGUUGGUCUCUUGGUCUGUUCAACUGCACCCAGAACCAAGAACAGGGUGAAGGCUCAUCCUCUGGCCAGGAUCGUGGGCUUCUGUGACCACAGAGCAGGACAGGGGCCCAGAGAGCCUCCAACCCAAGAGCCGGGAAGCUGACAGCUGGACCAUUGGCCUGGAAAUAGCCCAACAGGAAGCUGUGACCAGAGCUAGGCUAGAGCCCCAGGGCUCAGUCCCCAGGAUGCUGUUCAUCCCCAGGGCUGGAGCUUGGAAGGUGAUGAGAUCAGCGGCACCCGGUCCCCGCCCCACCGGGGCUUGCUCUCCAGCCUGUCGUGUCAUCUGGAGGGUGUGCCACAGACCACAACGUGGACAACACCACAGAGAUGCUACAGGAGUGGCUGGCUGCAGUGGGCCGUGACUAUGCUGCCGUGGUCUGGAAGCCCGAGGAGGAGGCCAGGCCCUACCCAGAUGAACAGAGUCCCAAGCACUGGACCAAAGAAAGGCAUCAGUAUUUGAUGGAGCUGAAGCAGGAAGCCCUGACCUUUGCCAGGGCCUGGGGAGCUGACUACAUCCUGUUCGCAGACACAGACAACAUUCUCACCAACAACCAGACACUGCGGCUUCUCACAGAGCGGCACCUGCCAGUGGUGGCCCCAAUGUUGGACUCCCAGACCUAUUAUUCCAACUUCUGGUGUGGGAUCACUCCACAGGGCUACUAUCGCCGCACAGCUGAAUACUUCCCUACCAAGAACCGCCAGCGCCAGGGCUGCUUCCGGGUCCCGAUGGUCCACUCUACCUUCCUGGUGUCCUUGAAGACUGAGGAAACAGCCCGGCUUGCCUUCUACCCGCCUCAUCCCAACUAUACUUGGCCUUUUGAUGACAUCAUCGUCUUUGCCUAUGCCUGCCAGGCUGCUGGGGUCUCAGUGCAUGUGUGCAAUGACCAUCGUUACGGGUACAUGAAUGUGGCGGUGAAGGCCCACCAGGGGCUGGAAGAAGAGAAGGCCAACUUCAUCCACCUGAUUUUGGAAGCACUAGUGGAUGGGCCCCCCAUGCUGGCCUCAGCUCAUGUGUCUCGGCCUCUAAAGAAGCCCAACAAGAUGGGAUUUGAUGAAGUCUUUGUCAUCAGCCUGGCCCGCAGACCCCAGCGCCGGGCUCGGAUGCUGAGCUCUCUCUGGGAGAUGGAGAUCUCUGCUCAAGUGGUCGAUGCUGUGGAUGGCAGGACACUCAACAGCAGUAUCCUUAAGCACCUGGGUGUGGACCUGCUCCCUGGCUACCAGGACCCCUACUCGGGCCGCACACUGACCAAGGGUGAGGUGGGCUGUUUCCUCAGCCACUACUCCAUCUGGGAAGAGGUGGCUGACAGGGGCCUGGCCAGGGUUGUGGUGUUUGAGGAUGACGUACGCUUUGAGGACAACUUCCGGAGGCGGCUGGAACGGCUGAUGGAGGAUGUGGUGACUCAGAAGCUGUCGUGGGACUUGAUCUACCUUGGCCGGAAGCAGGUGAACCCUGAGGAGGAGGUGGCUGUGGAGGGUCUGCCUGGUCUGGUGGUGGCUGGAUACUCCUAUUGGACACUAGCAUACACCUUGAGUCUGGCAGGCGCCCGCAAACUGUUAGCCUCUCAGCCUCUGCGACGCAUGCUACCUGUGGAUGAGUUCCUGCCUGUCAUGUUUGAUCAGCACCCGAAUGACCAGUACAAGGCAUACUUCUGGCCUCGGGACCUCCAAGCCUUCUCAGUCCAGCCUCUGCUUGCCUCCCCCACCCACUAUGCGGGAGAUGCUGAAUGGCUCAGUGACACAGAGACAUCUUCCCCCUGGGAUGACGACAGUGGCCGCCUCAUUAGCUGGACUGGCUCUCAAAAGACGCUUCGUGGCCCCCACCUGCACCUGGCUGGCAGCAGUAGAUAUAGCCCCCAUCCUCACCCCAGGGAUGAGCUCUAGCCUCAGGCCCACGAGGUCCGAGUGGGAACGCCAAGGAGCAACAAGAACAGAGAGGUCGAAUGGACAGGAGCGGCAGAACCAGCAGAAGCCUGGCUGUUACCUUGGGUGGAAGCCCUUCUUCCACCCUCUGGACCCUUCCCAGGUUGGGAGAGCCACUCAAAGACAGAGUCCAUUCCCCGAAUGUCACAAAGUGAAAAGACAAGACUCUUGAUUCUGCAUGCAGAUUUAGAGCCCAGUGGGCUCAGGAACAAGGGAGGCCUCAGCCUUCAGGUUCCCAGCUGGCCAGACCCCAGAAUCCUGCCCUCUCUGAGGACUCAACUGCUGGGGCUACCUUGCCUCCAUCUACCUCCACCUCAGCCCCCUCCCUGGCUUCACAUCUGGGGCUCACUAGCACCCUCUUCCCUGGCUGGCAGGAAGUGCAGGAAAGUGAAAGGCGUACCUGGUGCUCUGCACACAGUAGGCCUUCAAUAAAAGUCCUCUGCAUUAGCAUUUCAUACUUCA